Messenger RNA from Eurypyga helias (sunbittern), 490 nucleotides. It is a transcript of the gene SLC66A3, whose product is annotated as PQ loop repeat containing 3. The transcript has 6 exons. Lineage: Eukaryota; Metazoa; Chordata; Aves; Eurypygiformes; Eurypygidae. The annotation marks the transcript as partial. The record is from RefSeq and is a predicted model, not a curated record.
UCAUGCUCUUUUGUGUCUUCUGUUCAGCUUCCUUGUGUUUCUGAGGUACCAGAUCUAUUAUGGUUACCCUCUGCAGACAUACCUGGAAUAUCCCAUCAUCAUUGCACAAGAUGCCAUUCUCCUUUUGUUUAUUCUGCGUUUCAAUGGGAACAUGAAACGAGCUUUGUUCUACGCAGUCACAUUUUGGGGGGGCUGGUACAUGCUGACGCUGCGGAAGUGGAUAAUAGACCUGGCCAUGAAUUUCUGCACGCUCAUCAGUGCGGCCAGUAAGCUGGCUCAGCUGCGGUGUCUCUGGCAGACAAAAGAGGCUGGACAAGUGAGCGCCUUGACCUGGAGUAUGUCUGCAUAUACCUGUGCAGCAAGAAUAUUUACAACAGUGAUGACUACGAAUGAUCUGGCAGUUCUCAUCCGUUUCAUAACCAUGCUCAUUCUCAACCUGUGGGUCACAGUCACAAUCCUGCGCUACAGGAAGACUAAAAAGACUGAUUAG